Mesorhabditis belari is the source of this 738-nucleotide messenger RNA. Lineage: Eukaryota; Metazoa; Nematoda; Chromadorea; Rhabditida; Rhabditidae. The record is from the annotation of a GenBank genome assembly.
AUGAGAAUACUGUACUCUUUAUCAACUCUUUGUUUUCUAUUGCGUUUUGGUGAAGCUGAUUCAGGUGAUCAGCUCGUUGGAUCGAUCACAAAAGACGGCUCAGAUAUUCUCAAGAAAGCGUCCACGGGUUUUGGGCAUGUUAGACAGUGCUCAUGCGGUGAACAAAGCGAGUGUGUAGCCGAGAUGAAGCGACAAGCCACCGAGUGCAAUCGACCGUGCUUCGAGCGUUUUCAUAAGGUGACCUCAAGAGUCGACCAACUUUUCCAGUGUUUUGAUGAGAAAGCGGGGAUCAUCGAGGGAUUUCUCGGGUGUUUUGAGACACAAGUUGAUGGUUGUGUCUCAACGAUGAACGGUCCACAAAUACCAAAAACAGAUAUCUCUUCAAUCUUCACCUUUGCACAGAAUGCCCUCGAGAGGAAAGAUCCAACAUUGGAGGCUCUCCUCUCACCAAUCAAGCAUAUUCUUGACUCGGCAGGCGAGUGGGCGUUGUGUUUGAAAGAAUGUUUCCUACAAAGAAAUUCACAUGGAUUCUGUUUUGAUCGAAAGGGUUGUCAACCAAAAUUGGAAGAAAGGAAAGCGAAGAAAUCGUUUAAACGUUGCACACACAAAAUUCACUGGAAAGAUCAAGCCGGCGAUCUUUGUCAUUGCUCAGCCGAUGCCGGAUUGGAUGAACUGAACCAAUAUUGCCUUCUUUUCGAUCACAUGAAAUCCUCAAGAAGAUCGCAUAGAAAACACGGA